Brassica oleracea var. oleracea is the source of this 717-nucleotide messenger RNA. RefSeq lists its product as uncharacterized. The record is from RefSeq and is a predicted model, not a curated record. The transcript has 5 exons. Bases 203 to 619 code for a protein of 138 amino acids. Lineage: Eukaryota; Viridiplantae; Streptophyta; Magnoliopsida; Brassicales; Brassicaceae.
CUUUGGUUUUACGGCCCAGCGACCACAAAAGUCGAUAGAAACCCUAAUCCGUCGUGGUGCGCACUUUUGUGUUCUUCGUUUCUCUUCGAUCGGCGGACGGGACAAUCCAGUUUCUGUAACGUCCGGGCGGUGCUCAUCCGUUGUCAAGGCCAGGCUGCUUCGAUUCUGGGAGGCUAAGAAUGUUAAGCGUGUUGGGGAGCUUAUGUGGAUGGAUUUGCUCAUGGUGGAUGUUAACGCAACCAUGAUGCAAGCCACAAUCAGUGCUAGCCAUCUCCCACAAUUCCGGGAAAGACUCACUGCCGGAACAAUGUUUUUCGUGUCUGGUUUUGAUGUCUCUAGAUGUGCGCAGAACUUCCGGCUCACAGAUUCAUCUUUGUUGAUCCGGUUCAACGAGUCCACCUAUUUCGAAGAGCUAACUGAGCCUGUCUCCCCCUUGCCCGAGGAAGCAUUCCGGUUCUGUAACCAAUCGGAGCUGAUUGGUUUAGCCAAUACAAACACUCAGUUACCAGACAUCAUAGGUGAAAUACUUGGUGUGAAAAGCACAGUUUGUGAUCCUCCGGAGGAGAAAAACCGUGUCAUAGUGACUACGAAUAGUGAUGAAACUGUCACUUCUACCUGAUGUCUGAGUUCUUUGAGAUGAUGCUGGGUCUGAACCAAGCUCUCGACACUCACCAGUGGGAUUAGUCUUCUGCGGUCCCCACAUUUCCGAUCCUGCUU